This is a messenger RNA of Spirometra erinaceieuropaei, 1005 nucleotides long. The record is from the annotation of a GenBank genome assembly. Lineage: Eukaryota; Metazoa; Platyhelminthes; Cestoda; Diphyllobothriidea; Diphyllobothriidae.
AUGCUGGUAGGCACUGUUACCAGUCUGCUCAGUUUGUGGAUGUUUUCCGUGGACCGAUCCACCCCACGCACGACCAGACUUCUCCUCAUUGCAGUUUCUGCCUCGGACGCCAUCUUUCUGCCCUUUGCAGCCAUGCACAUUCUCACUUAUGCCUUCUGUUCCAAGAGCUGUCGUCUUGCAAGUCCCCUAAACAUAUACCUACUUGCUUCUAUUGCGCGGAUUUUUGGAAAUAUUUUCGAAAUCUUCCGAAAUUGGAUCAUGGUCUUGAUCGGGAUUGAACGUUAUGUCAUUACUCGGCACCCGCUGAAGAGUAAACAGUGGUGGACACCCAGGAAGACAUUUCAACUUGUCCUCUACACGAGCCUGCUCUGUCUUAUAGUUCGUAUUCCCACGCUGACAGAGGCGAUCAUCUACGCCCUGGACGAUGUCAACAAUACUGAGAUAAUAACCAAGAUCUCCAAAGCACACACCGUGAUCGACAGCAUUUUCCUCACCCUCCUGCCGCUUUCCGUACUCAGCUUCUGUGGUUUGCGUAUCCUCAUAAUCAUCAAACGGACGCAGAGACUAGUGGUGUCUGUGGGCUCCUCCUUCACCUCCCGAUUUAUGCAUCGUCAUAAGGCACGCAACCGAUACAGGGUCAAUCAGGUCCUACUAAUUUCCAUGAUCACAUUUUCCGUCUUUAUGUUGCCCUACGUUCCACUCUCGGUGCUUCAAUGGACGGUCUGGCGGACAGAUGUGCGGCCCAGCUGUGGCGUCAUAGUGGCUGAGUACGUUUUGGCCUACCUGUCGACCCUGGGAACACUGCUCAACUCGACGGCCAACUUCUUUGUCUAUGUGUACUACUGGGAGAAGUACCGCAAAAUGAUUGCGGACAUGUUAUGCAGUCAUAAACACGGCGGUGGUAAGUGUAGCAGUCUUACAGUAUCCCUCAAUACACCCGAAGCUGCGGCUGGAGCUACAGUGCAGAACGGAGAGACGGUGAGGGCCUCGCUCUUGGCAUCCUAG